AAUAAUUUUUUUCCUUUUUUAUACAUAAAAUCACAAUAUCUUAUUUUAUUAAAUUUUAUUUCUUUCCAGAUUAUCCCUCAAUUGGAGAAACUAUCAUUAGUAAGGGAUGACAUUGCAAUGAUAUGUGAGCAUGAAUCCAAACAAGACAUCAUUUUCAAUGGUAAAGUUCUUCAAAUUCGAGACUAUCUUGAUGAUGAAUUAGAUGUUUUACCUGUUGGAUUCCUAAAAGGGUUCUGCUAUCUAGAAAAUCUCAUUGUGAGAAAUUGUUAUUUUAAAGAGUUGUUCCCUUCAAAAGGAGAAGUUGAAGAACAAGAGAAACACAUUGAGAUUGAGACUCUCUCAAGGAUUAAAACAUUAAAUCUGGAGUACCUUCCAUAUCUUAGGCAUAUAUGGAGCCAUGACUCAUCAAGUGUCCUUCAAAAUCUUGAAACUCUUGAUAUAUCCAAAUGUGAUAGUUUGAUUAUAUUAUCAACUUCAAUUUCAUCUUUCCAGAAUCUCACCACUUUGAGUGUAACAAGUUGCAAAGGGAUGAUAUAAUUGGUUUCAGUCUCAACAGCGCAAAGCCUGGUGCAGUUAGAAAGUAUGACUGUAGAUUACUGCACCAUGUUGACUGAAAUAGUUGGAAAUGAAGGAGUUGGAAUGCAAGAUUAUAUCAUGAUCACUUUUACUAAACUAAAAUUUUUGACACUUCGAGAGUUGCCAAGAUUAGAAAGCUUUUGUUCAGAAAAUUUCACCUUCAAAUUCCCAUGUUUGGAAAAGGUAACCGUCUAUCAAUGCCCCAAGUUGAAAAUCUUUAGUGAGGGAGACCUAAAUACACCAUUGCUACAAAGAGUAUCAAUUGAAAAUGAGGACAAGUACCAUUGGGAAGGUGACCUUAAUACCACCAUACAACGAAUGUACAUGGAAGAGGUUGGAUUUGUUGGAUUACAAAGUUUGAUGCUAUCAGAGUUUCCGAAGUUCAUGGAAACAUGGCAUAUCAAGAAUCCUCAAGAACUCUUAGAUUUCAGACAGCUUGAGGUGCUUGAAAUUUAUAAUUGUAGCAACUUCAGGUACCUGUUAACCCAUUCCAUGGUCAUGGGCCUUGUGCAACUCUUGCAAUUAAUAGUAAAAAACUGUGGGACAAUGGAACAAGUGAUAAUGGGAGGAGCGAAAAAUAAAAUGGAACUCCCACAUCUUUGGUUGAUCAAUCUAGAGUCUUGUAUAGAUUUGACAAGUUUCUAUGUGGGAAGUCAUAGUCUUGAGCUUCCAAGAUUAAGUGAUUUUAUUGUAAAGGACUGCCCAAAGAUGGUCACAUGUGCUGCUUCUGCAUCCUUAGAAGAGCACAACCAAGGGGAAUCUCAAUACCUCCUUAGCAGUAAGGUGGAGACUCCCAACUUGGAGUUUUUGAGUCUGUCUUCAAAUAACAUUCAGGGAAUUUUGGACAAUUCAAUUCCAGAAAUCUCUUCUUGUGUCCAAAAUUUAAGAAAGUUGUGCUUGGAGGGUUGUGGUAAUUUGAAAUAUCUAUUGACAUCCUCCAUGGUUAAGACUUUUGAGCCAUUGAAUUGGCUUGAGAUUCGAGAUUGUAAUAUGAUGAAAGAGGUAAUACUUGCAGAAGAAUCAACAGAUGAGGAAAAGAUGUGCAAGAUUUUCUUCCCUAACCUGGAGUUCCUACUACUUCAAGACCUUCCAAAACUCACAAGAUUUUGUUCUGGAAAUUACUUGGAAUUACCAUGCCUUUGGAAACUUAAGAUAAGCAAGUGCCCUGUGUUGAAGACUUUCAUCUCUAGCUUUAUUUUUGGAGAUAUGAUAGCCAGUUUUGAAAAUGUCAAAAACACUUGUACACAUUCUCUCUUUGAUGCAAAGGUGGCAUUCCCCAAAUUAGAGCGUUUGGUAAUUGAACAUGUGAAGAGUUUGAAUAAGAUAUGGAAUGACCAACUUGAAGUAGAUUCUUUUUGCCAACUAACUUUGGUAAGUGUGGUUUCAUGUGAAAAGUUAAUGAAUAUUUUCCCAUUUAGUAUGGUGGAAACGCUUCAGAGACUAGGCAAUCUCCAAAUAUGGAAUUGUGAUUCACUUGAAGAGAUACAUGAGUCUCAAGAACCUGGUGUCAGCCAAUCACAAGCUCAAAAGGCCACUCCACUGCCUUUGUUGGAAAUGGUCACAUGCUUGGAGGAUGAAGUGAAGGAUGGGAUUGUCUUUAGCCAACUCAAGUAUUUGCAACUUUGUGGUCUGCCUAGACUUUCAAGCUUUUGCUCGAUUAAAUGCAAGUUUGAGUUCCCAUUUUUGGAAGAGGUGAUUUUGAUGGAUUGUCCCAGUAUGCAGACUUUCUCUAUGGAUGAAAUAAGAACGCCAAAACUACAGAAAGUAAAAUUGACUAGGGAUGAAGAUGAAGGCUUUUGGGAUGGCAACCUAAACUCAACCAUACAGCUACAGUUCAUACAAAAGGUAUGCAUUAAUUCAAAAUAUUGCCUUAGGUUUACUUCUUUUGAGUUCUAUCUAUUUCUCUUUUCCUUUUAUUACACAAAUCUUCAUUUAGAGUCUUCAAAAUAACAGAGAAAACUAGAAGGGUAUGAAUGAAUGCUUCAUAGAUCAUGAUUUUGAAGAGGAAAAUUUUUGCUACAAAUUUUCUUUUCAACUCCAGUAAUGUUUUGUUGUUGUGUCUACAGAGUCAAUGUGACUCUGAAAACUGAGAUCGAAGAAAUUGUGGAUCAUGUCUUUUCCAAGUGAAGUUUGAUGGUCUGAAUGGUGUACGCAUAAGUUGGAUGUGAAGUUGUCACAUUGCUUGGUGCCCAGAAUGUUACCUCACCAACUAAAACUGAUCCCUUUUUUCUACCCAAUAAAAAAAAAUAAAUAAAGAAAAAGAAGACAGUUCUUUUCUAUUUCUCGUACACUUGUGCGACUUGUUUUAUGUAUUAUUAAAUUCGUGCAAAGCCUUUAAAUUCAUGUGUUGUUUUAUAGUAUUAAAGAGAGAAUAUCCUUCAAGAAACAAAUGUUGCUUUC
Messenger RNA from Rubroshorea leprosula, 2976 nucleotides. The record is from the annotation of a GenBank genome assembly. NCBI's taxonomy places the organism in Eukaryota, Viridiplantae, Streptophyta, Magnoliopsida, Malvales, Dipterocarpaceae.